AUGGGAAGGUCACUAUCCGAAGGUGGGAUCGAAGCUGUGGGAGGAGAUGCAGUUGAAUGUGAGUCCACAGAUACAUCUGACGAACUAUGCUCAAUCUCAUCAGCAGAAUAUGUGAUAGAAGGAGAGUCAGAAACAUGGACGGGUAAAGACGGAAGAGGGGCUGGAAAAAAGGGCUUUCCCCCCCUAAUAAAAGACCUCACAAGAAGAUAUCGUAUUUGUAUCUUAGUGCUUUUGGAAACCCGUAUUGGUGGACUGCGUGCAAAGCAGGUGGCUAAAAGCCUAGGGUUCUCUAAUUUUUUUAUUUCUGACCCGAUUGGUUUUUCAGGAGGCAUAUGGAUUCUUUGGAAUUCAUCUGAAGUGAAUAUCCAAGUUCUGCAUACUGAUCAUCAAUUUAUUCAUUCAAAGAUAAGCUGGCUUAAUUAUCAUAAGCAUGAAUUUUUCACCUUUGUUUAUGCUAGUCCUCGGCGUCAAGAGCGUCAUGCUCUAUGGGAUGCUUUGGAGAAUAUUCAGCCGCAAAAUAAUAAUGAAUGGUGCAUUAUGGGUGAUUUUAAUACUUACAUUCACUCGGAGGAGAAGAGGGGGAGUUCAGUUCACAAUUGGAGGAGCAUGCAGGAUUUUCAAGAUUGUCUUAUGUCUUGUCAUCUUAGUGAUCUGGGGCACCAAGGUCCGAGUUUUACUUGGAGAAGAGGUAAUCUUUUGGAGAGACUUGAUCGUGCUUGUGUAAAUCAAAGCUGGAACAUGUCUUUUCCGAACAGAGUUAUCUCUCACCUUCCUUUUUAUAACUCUGACCAUCGUCCAAUCCUUCUUUGGGAUGGACAACCAAAUUUUAGUAAUGGAGGGGCUCGUCCUUUUCGUUUUCUAGCGGCUUGGUUGACUCAUAAUUCUUUCUCUGAUCUAGUGAAGAGGUGCUGGGCAGGUGGUCACAAUUGGAAAGCAUCUAGUGAAAACUUUCGAGAGAAAGCCACAUCCUGGCAUAAGGAUUGUUACAAGGAGGAGGAGAAGUUAAAAAAUAAUCUUCAUUCUCGCCUCCGUGGAAUUGAUUAUAGCUUAAGUCAACAUCCUUGUCAUUCUCUGGAGAGGCUGCAGAAAGAGAUCUGGCAACAGUUAAAUACUAUUUAUCUUAGAGAAGAGAUUACAUGGUACCAAAGAUCUAGAACUGACUGGAUUCGGUUUGGUGACCGUAAUACUAAAUUCUUCCAUUCAGCAACAGUUGCCAGGCGUAGGAGGAAUAGGAUUGAUGCCCUUCAAAAUGAUGUCGGGGAUUGGAUUGCUGACCCUUCUCUUCUCAUGAGUAUGGCAGUGGAAUACUAUGAUAAUUUAUAUAAGGAAGAUAUUCCUCUCCGGCCUAAUUUUCCCAUUAGGAACAAAUUCCCAGAAAUGGAAAUGAGAGUUAUGAUGGCUCUUGAGAGCUGCCCUAGUAGUCAAGAGAUUAAAGGAGUAGUGUUCUCAAUGGGGCCUUUUAAAGCGCCUGGUGUUGAUGGUCUUCAUAGCAUAUUUUUUCAAAGCCAAUGGGAUGUAGUGGAGAGCUCUGUUUGUAAUUUCAUUAAGGGAGUCUUCAAUGAUCCUAGUCGUAUAGAAGAAGUGAAUCAGACUCUUCUUUGCUUGAUUCCUAAACUUGAGAAUCCUCAUACUUUCAAGGAUUUUCGUCCGAUUAGCUUGUGUAAUGUUAUUUAUAAAACGGUAACAAAAAUUGUUGCUAAUCGUUUAAAAUUGCAGAUGGACAAGCUGGUGAUGCCUAAUCAGUGCAGUUUUAUCAGAGGUAGACAAGGUACGGAUAAUGUCAUAAUUGCUCAAGAGCUAAUCCAUUCAAUGAGGAAAAAGAGAGGAUCUAAAGGUUGGAUGUCGAUCAAGGUUGAUCUUGAGAAAGCAUACGAUAGGAUCAGUUGGAAUUUCCUUCAGGAUACCCUAUUUGAUGUAGGGCUUCCUGAAAAUUUGAUAAGACUAAUUAUGUUGUGUGUUUCAUCUUGCACUAUGAAUGUUCUUUGGAAUGGGGCUUGUACUAAAGAAUUUCGGCCAACUAGAGGCUUAAGACAAGGAGAUCCUCUUUCUCCUUAUCUUUUUGUCCUCUGCAUGGAAAGACUAGCCCAUCUCAUUUCUCAGGCAGUGGAUCACAGGAGGUGGAAGCCAGUGAGGAUUAAAAGGGGAGCUCCACAAAUUUCCCACUUAUUUUUUGCUGACGAUCUCCUUUUGUUUGCAGAAGCUUCUCAGGAGCAAGUGUUAAUAAUUCAACAGGCCUUACAUAUAUUUUGUGAUUCAUCUGGUCAAAAAGUCAAUCAUAGUAAGACUAGAGUUUUCUUUUCUCAGAAUGUGGGUCAUACUCAAGCAAACCAUCUUAGUGGGCUUCUUGGUUUUUCUUUGACUGCGGAUCUUGGAAGAUACUUGGGAAUUCCUUUGCAUCAUAAGCGAGUGGGUCGGUCAUCUUUCUCUUAUGUUUUGGAUCGAAUGAAUUCUAGAAUUGCUGCUUGGAAUCAUGCCAGUCUAUCUCUAGCAGGUCGUGUUACAUUAUCUAAAGCAGUGUUAUUAGCAAUCCCAUCAUAUCCAAUGCAGGUGUGUUCAUUACCGCAAGUCACCUGUGAAGAGAUUGAUAGGAAGAUUCGAAAUUUUGUUUGGGGUUCAUCUCCACACUCUAGACGUUCUCAUCUUGUGGCCUGGAAGCAGAUUUGCAUGGAUAAAAAAAAUGGAGGCCUUGGACUGCGGAAUAUGAGGGAAAUGAACUCAGCAUUUAUCAUGAAGGUUGGGUUCAACCUCGUAGCUCAUCCAGAUGCCUUGUGGUCAAAGUUCUUACGUGCUAAGUACAAUGUGGAGGCAGGCAUGACACCAAUUAUUCAUGCUCCAAACAGCAGCUCCCAGCUUUGGAAGGGAAUUACGCGUCAUUGGAAUAUUAUAAUGGAUCAUAGUCGGGUGCAAUUAGGCAAUGGUUCUCAGUUUUCUAUUAGUGAUACUCUUCAGAAGGUGGUGGAUUACGUGGAUGAAUUGGGGCAAUGGAAAUGGAAUUCUCUUCGACAAUUGCUUCCAGAUUCUGUGUUGCAUCGAUUUAUGAAUUUUCUUCCUCCUUCUAGUCAAGAUGGCCAGGAUCAUUUAAUUUGGAAUGGAACGACAGAUGGCAAGUUUACUGUUAAGUCAGCAUAUGCAAUAUUAGCCAUCAAAGAUACUACAAUCCAACAGUUUCCUUGGGAAAGUGUUUGGAGAUGGCAGGGGCCAGAAAGAAUUCGCUUUUUUCUUUGGUUAAUGGCAUGGGAGAAGCUGAUGACUAAUGUUUGUAGACUCCGCCGCCAUAUGGCUCUUUCAGAUUUGUGUCCUAGAUGUAAUCAGUCUAGUGAAACUAUCCUUCAUACUAUUCGCGACUGUCCACAAUCAAAGGAAGUAUGGUGCAUGAUAAUGCCUCAUAUAAAUCAGCGUGAAUUUUUCAACCUCAACCUGCACAAUUGGAUCAUUUCUAAUUUAGACAGCUCAAAGGAUUGGGGGAUGGGGUCGGACUGGCCUCUUUUAUUUGGAAUCUUAGCCUGGAAAAUUUGGAAAUGUAGGAAUUCUUGGGUUUUUGAAGGUGAUCGCCAGAAUGCUUAUUCACUUAUCCGUUCAGCAAUUGGUUUCAGAGAUAGUGUCGCUCUUGCAGCUAACCCUGUUUUUGGAGCGGGCAAUCAACCAAGGAAUCGAAUAGAGAGAUUGGUUGCUUGGUGUUGUCCUCCUGUGGAUUGGGUUAAGCUUAAUGUUGAUGGUGCAUGUGAUGCUAAUGGUACUAGGACUGGGUGUGGAGGAGUUUUUCGCGAUGCCUCAGGAACUUGGAUCGUCGGAUUCUGUAAAAAUUUAGGCUCAGGUACAGUUUUGCAUGCUGAGUUAUGGGCUUGCUUGGUUGGUUUGGAGCUAGCUUGGGAUAGAUGUUUUAGGCAAGUUUGGCUCGAAGGAGAUUCUCUUUCAGCUCAACAGCUCAUUACAAAUGGGUGCCACCAUGAUUACCCUGCGGCUAAUUUGGUGAAUCGUAUUCGAAAUUUAAUGCAGCGAGAUUGGCAGAUUUAUAUGUCUCACAUUCACCGUGAAGGAAAUAGAGUAGCAGACUUUCUAGCUCUUACUCUUAUGGUUUCUCUUGGGAGAAUGGAGUAUCCGUCUAUUUCAUCACUCUCUAAUCUGAAAGAAGAAACUCUGAUUGUCGAAAAGAAGUCCAAGAGGAAGAACAAUAAUGCUGAAAAGAAGAGAAAGUGGUUGAUUUGCAUUGGAACUGAAAAGAGUAAAUCCAAAAAGAAGAGAAGAUCCCAACAUCAGGAACUUUCUGAGCCUCGGAAGGAGUCUCCUUACUUUCAGAAUGACCACAUGAAGAAGGCAGAUAUUAUAGGCUUGCCAGAUACUUCUGGAAAUUUUCCGCAGAACAAUCAUGAAGAGAACAGAGAUAAAAUUUUGAUUGUGAACGGGUUGAAAAGGCCAAGAGUAAAGCGAAAAAUUUGGGCCUAA
This is a messenger RNA of Gastrolobium bilobum, 4443 nucleotides long. RefSeq lists its product as uncharacterized. The record is from RefSeq and is a predicted model, not a curated record. The coding region runs from base 1 to 4443 and encodes 1480 amino acids. Gene Ontology annotation, molecular function: RNA-DNA hybrid ribonuclease activity; nucleic acid binding. NCBI's taxonomy places the organism in Eukaryota, Viridiplantae, Streptophyta, Magnoliopsida, Fabales, Fabaceae. The transcript is spliced from 4 exons.